CCCUUCCCGGAUUCCGUCUGACUCCAUGGCAACGCAGCUACCGCCAUAAGCUAUCCCCGGUUUUGUUUUCCGGAGCGGGCAGUGGAAUCACGUCUUGUUCUUCUAUUAUCAACAAACGCAAAGAAUGUGACUUUACUUUAAAUCCACCUGCGUCUAUAUUUAUGACACAUUGAUGAAAAUACAGGACCGUACACAGCGAACUCCCAGAGAUGUGAACCUUGUGACUAUUAAAGAUGUCUUCUCAGGAAGAGACAAUGCAAGUGCUGAAUAUCUGGGAGCUUGCCAUCCCUCUCCCAGCAGUGCUGAUGAUCACUGUGAGCUUUUACAUGAUCAUCCUCGGGAUUGGGCUGUGGAUCCGAUUCUGCCUCAAGGACCAUUGUUCUUGGGAGUGUGCUGAUUGCUGUCCCAACGUUUCUAUAUGUGAGCAGUGCUUUAGACUGGCUGAAAUGUGUGACUGUCGCCUGCCAACCAUGCGCUCGUGUCUGACCAAUUGGUGCCCUGCUCCUACUUGUGUCAAAUGGGACUGUGCCUGCACCUGUCAGCCUCCUGAGUGUGAGUCCUGCAACUGUCUCUGCUUUGAGAUCAGGAUCAAGUAGAAGAUGAGGGUGGAGGUACACCAAUGCCAAUGCCAGCUGAUGGAUUACAAGUACCCUCACAGCUCUCUAGUCCUUUUAAUUGUAAGCCUUUAUUUGAGAGUUUACAGUGGAGAGGAGGAGUGAGAUGGGGAAUAACUUGCAACAAAGGUCCCUGGCCGAACUCAAACUGGGGAUGUUGCAGUUCAGGCUGAGCGUCAACAAGACUACUACUCUACUCUAUUUUACCCUGAAGAAUAUUAUUGUGUUACUGCCAUCAGGUGCCCCCCCCCUUUGAAACGUAAUGAACAGAACAGCGUCUGCAGGGCUGUUUGCCCUUGAAACACUGUACUUUGAAGACCAUCUUCAGCACUCUCAGCUCGGUGGGGGGUACCUACACCACCUGUUGUUUAACACUUUGAAUUGAAGAGGCUUUUUGUGUGAUGCCUUUCAUUUUAAUUAAAUAGUCAAACUGACAGCAGAGUGUUUGUUUCACAGUACUGCCGUUACCAGGAGGAAUGUCCUACAUGCCUUGCCUAUGUUUACUGUAAACCAGAACCAUCAAACUGAAGCCAAGACCUGGUUUCGUUGAUCUGGAAGUGCCUUUUGUAUUAUAUAUUUUGAGAAUGGUUCAUUAAGUUCAAUCUUAAGGCUGCCGUUACCCAAUAUUGUUCUCAUUGAUAACAAAUCCAAUGAAAAAGACCAAAACCAGCAGUGUGUCAGUCCGUCCCUCAACACCUUCCCUCCUCUGUCUGUGGCUCUCAGCUCCGAGUCCAUCGGUUCCUACUGAAGAUGUAAAUCUUUAAAAACUCUUCACAAAAAUGUAGUUUCAGUUGUUCUGGAAAAGCUCAGUAAUUUCCUUAAACGGCUGCUCGCCAUCGUUUUUAUCCCACAAAGAGGUGGAAUUAGUGCAUUUGUUGGGGACUAUUUUCAGCGGCGGAUUAAUCCACGUUUAGCGGUAUGGUGAGUAUUUCUGGCAGUAGGAUGGUGUGUGUGGGAGGAUCAAUUCAUUGUUGGUUUUGGUCUUUUCAUGGAAUUUUUAUCACCAAAAUUAUACUUUAAUGUUAGAGAAUGUUGUACAUUUAAAGAUGACUAAGGUAGCUUUGUGUUGUAAUUUUAUACAUUCUGGUUUUUGAAAGAUUUAUUAAAUUUUGAAAUGUUUUAGCAAUGGAUUCGUCAGUUUGAAUUUAUCUUUGGUUUCUUUGGCCACUUGAGCUCCGUCUUUAUCAGUCGUGUAGCUGCUCUUCCUCUAGACUGAUUACCUUUAAGGUUCCAUGGCCAGGAAAUAUUAAGAAUAAUUGUAAAGAAUCUUAUGCUUCCCUGAUGUUGUGGAUAGGGAGCAGUACAGUCAACUGUCCUGCUGA
Molecule: messenger RNA, 1936 nt
Organism: Xiphias gladius (swordfish)
Lineage: Eukaryota; Metazoa; Chordata; Actinopteri; Istiophoriformes; Xiphiidae
Exons: 5
Coding region: 234-596 (120 amino acids)
Source: RefSeq, a predicted model, not a curated record